UUCCCCUCCGACCCUUCACAGCCAUAGGUCAUUAGGCUGAGCUGCCUGAAACUGCCCAAUGCUGUUUUUCACAAGAUUGACUUCAGAAGAGACAGGUCUGUGGAUGUGCUUCACUUUCAGCUUUGGCUGGGCUACAGCAGCAAAGCUCAGUGCUGUGCCUGCUGCUGGUCUCAUCUGAGAACGAACUUGUUGAAGGAUUCCUCUACCUCCGCAGAGCAAUAAUAAUGACACAGCUGCAGUUUAAAGAUGCAUUUUGGUGCAAGGAGUUCACCUUCCACACUGGGUACGAGGUGCUCAUACAGCGGCUGUUAGAUGGGAGGAAGAUGUGCAAAGAUGUGGAGGAUUUGCUCAAGCAGAGAGCACAAGCAGAAGAGAGAUAUGGGAAAGAGCUGAUUCAGAUUGCCCGAAAAGCAGGAGGACAAACAGAAAUCAACACACUGAAGGCAGCAUUUGAGAGGCUCAAGCAACAAAUUGAAAGUGUUGGGAACUCUCACAUCCAGCUGGCAGUAAUGCUGAAGGAUGAACUGAAAGGAAUAGAAGAGUUCCGAGAAAGACAGAAGGAGCAAAGAAAAAAGUACGAGUCCGCAAUGGAGCGCAUACAAAAGAGAAAAUUGUCCCAUUAUAAGAAAACAGUGGAGUCAAAGAAGACCUAUGAACAGAAGUGCAAGGAGGCGGAUGAGGCUGAGCAGUCCUUUGAACGGACAAGUGCUUCAGGCAACCAAAAGCAAACAGAAAAGAGUCAGAACAAAGCGAAGCAAUGCAGAGACGCGGCAAAUGAAGCAGAGAAUGUGUACAAACAGAACAUUGAGCAGCUGGAUAAGGUCAGGACAGAGUGGGAACAGGAACAUAUCAAAACCUGCGAGGUCUUCCAGCUCCAGGAGUGCGACCGCAUCACCAUCCUCCGCAACUCGCUGUGGGUUCACAGCAACCAGCUCUCCAUGCAGUGUGUGAAGGAUGACGAGCUGUACGAAGAGGUUCGCGUAAGCUUGGAGAACUGCAUUGUAGAGUCAGACAUAGACUACUUCAUUAAGACUAAAAUGACAGGAACACAACCUCCAGACGCAAUAGGAUAUGAGAGCUACUACAGCAGAGAACCAAACAGAAGCAAUAGCAGCCCAACCCAGUCUUGCGGGAUGAUGAAGAGAUUCUCUGGACUACUGCAUGGAACCAGCAAAAACAACACGGAAAGUGCCACUCCUUCAGCCCCUCCUCUUGCAGAGAAAGCAGACGGAGUCUAUGCAUCCAUUUUUGUAAAUGAACAAGCCGGAAUCACAUCAUCACAGGACUACAGAGUACUUUAUGACUACACAGCCCAGAACAUGGAUGAACUGGACAUCAGUGAAGGAGACAUUGUAGUUGUCAUUGAAGAAAAUGAGGAUGGCUGGUGGACAGCAGAAAGGAAUGGGCAGCGAGGCUUUGUUCCAGGAUCUUAUCUCGAAAAGCUUUGAUGAAAAGAAGCCCCAGUCCCCAGACUUCAAAAAUAUUCUAUUACUGAAAAUGAACAGCACACAAGGACUGCUUCAGCUGACCAAAGGCAACCCACAAUGCUGUCUUCUACAAUUACCAGUCAGAAAAUAACCAACUGACCAUGCUUUCCUCUUUCUUCCUCCUGCCCUAUCCCAGCACCUCCUGGCCUGCACUGUCUGCAAAAAGCAUCUUCACCUCAGAGAGAUUAGUACUAGCAUUUCUUCCUACAGUUCUUCCUACCCUCAGCACACUGCCAUCAGCGUUGCAAAGCUUGGCUAACAUGGGAGGAAAAUCCUACCCGGAAUUUAACUGCUCUAAAGAAGAAAGAUCAAGGAAUGAAGUGCUGUUUCUCCAGGAUGGAGGAUCGCCUCCAGCCAGCCUGUGAGCCACCUUCACAGUCACAGCAGUCAUGUUCUCUGCCAUGGAUCUCCUCCUACUGCACAGGCUAUGUGAGCUUUUUUGACAGUGGGUGGAAAGCACACUCAGAAAGCAGAUAGCUUUGAUGUCACAGGGUCUUAGCUGUACAAAGCAAAUAAGAAACUCUCUUAAAUUUAUUUUAACAGCCUCUUUUCAAGUUCCCCUUACAGCAUGUGGGUAACCCCGGAGAAAGGUGGGGAAACCUCCACUGUUCUUUAUCAGCAUUGCUAAUGAAAAUAUGAAAAACCAUGAAUGCAGCUAGAGAGGAGCACCUGAAGGACUGAGACACAUAAGGCACUCCCCAUCAUGGCCAUCUCUUAAUACAGUGAAA
Molecule: messenger RNA, 2215 nt
Organism: Athene cunicularia (burrowing owl)
Lineage: Eukaryota; Metazoa; Chordata; Aves; Strigiformes; Strigidae
Gene: PSTPIP1
Product: proline-serine-threonine phosphatase interacting protein 1
Exons: 15
Coding region: 225-1448 (407 amino acids)
Biological process (GO): actin filament polymerization
Cellular component (GO): plasma membrane; cytoplasm; actin filament
Molecular function (GO): actin filament binding
Source: RefSeq, a predicted model, not a curated record